Messenger RNA from Phytophthora nicotianae INRA-310, 114 nucleotides. RefSeq lists its product as hypothetical. The transcript has a single exon. The record is from RefSeq and is a predicted model, not a curated record. NCBI's taxonomy places the organism in Eukaryota, Oomycota, Peronosporomycetes, Peronosporales, Peronosporaceae. The coding region runs from base 1 to 114 and encodes 37 amino acids.
AUGAGUCUAAGCAACUGGGAUUACGAGCAACUUGCUCGUAAUCCCACUGCAACGAUCCCAGCUCAGCAAGACAACCAUUAUAUAUACGGUACCAAUGGCCCGGUCCUAGGCUAG